AUGUCAACAAGUACUACGACCGAUCAACAACAACAACAGUCAUCGAAACCAUCCUUCUGGAAAAGCAUGUUCCUCUGCUGCGGCUCCAGCGACGCAUCAGACGAUGAAGAUGAGUAUCCCAGGAAACCAUUGCAGAUUUCCUCACCAACCAACUUCCGCCGGCACGAAAUAAACAUAAUCGGCCUCGACCCGGAACUCCAAGACCGUUACCGCCGAAAACAACAAGAAGACGCCAUCGCCAUGUUCAACGACCUCCGACCCCUGCAAUCCUCCCCUUCCUCGCAAUUCGCGGAACGGCCUGCCACUGCGACUAGACUCACGUACGAGCAGUUUACGCAGCCGCGGGCGGCGCCGAGUCGUUUGUCGCUUUCGGCGGGCCAGAGGGUGGUUAGUCAUGCGAGGAAGUUGAGUGAGACUCUCACUGGGUCGAGGAAGCAUUCGGCGGGUGGGGGGUUGGUGGGGGAGGAGGAUGUGGAGAUGAGGAGGUUGAUGGAGGGGAGUCGGACUGAUGUGAGUGGAGUUGCUCCGCCGAGUGAUGUGGGUGGGAUCAAGAGGGGACAGGCGAGGGGGUAUAAGAUGAGUGAGGAGAGCCUUGACAGUAGGGACGAUAGUGCCAAGGGUGGGAUUGGAAAGUUUUGA
Molecule: messenger RNA, 639 nt
Organism: Fulvia fulva
Lineage: Eukaryota; Fungi; Ascomycota; Dothideomycetes; Mycosphaerellales; Mycosphaerellaceae
Exons: 2
Coding region: 1-639 (212 amino acids)
Source: RefSeq, a predicted model, not a curated record